Molecule: messenger RNA, 1241 nt
Organism: Homarus americanus (American lobster)
Lineage: Eukaryota; Metazoa; Arthropoda; Malacostraca; Decapoda; Nephropidae
Product: cytochrome P450 6a8-like
Exons: 4
Coding region: 57-1241 (394 amino acids)
Molecular function (GO): monooxygenase activity; oxidoreductase activity, acting on paired donors, with incorporation or reduction of molecular oxygen; heme binding
Source: RefSeq, a predicted model, not a curated record
AUGACGCCACAACUAUUUUCAUAAUGUGCCCCCGUGUUUGAUCCUAUAACAUCUACAUGUUAUUUAAAUACAUGUUAAUGUUUCUCUUCACCCAGACGUAUCACGAGAAUGAAGGGAACAACUUCGUAGGCGCCUACGAGAUCUUCAAGCCGUCCCUGAUCGUGCGUGACCCUGGGCUAGUCAAGCGCAUUAUGAUUCAGGACUUUGACCACUUCAGCGAGCGAAGGACAUUUGGUAAUUCCAAGAAAGACGAAUGCUUGAGAGAAAUGCUUUUUCUCAUCAACGGCAGCCACUGGAAAGGCGUCAGGUCUAUUAUGUCCCCAACUUUCACCUCCGGCAGGAUGCGUCAAAUGUACCACCUAGUGGAGGAGAAAGCAGAUGCUUUAAUAGAACGUCUUCAGCGACACUGCCAAGAGAAAUCUUUCGUUAAGACAAAGACAAUUUACGCCCGUUAUGUCAUGGAUGUUAUAGGUACUUGUGCUUUCGGUAUCGAGUGCAACUCCAUCAACAAUGAGGAGGAAGAAUUUUGCAAGAAAGCAAGUGAGCUGAACGCCAUCAGCGCGCGGGGAAUAUUACGGGGAAUAGCUCUGUUAACGCUACCUAAUUCAGUGUUGAAUGCAAUCGGGAUUUCUUUUACCACUCCACCGUUCCUGUUCUUCCAGCGCGUGGUGGAGGAGACAAUUAAGAAUAGAGAGAUGGGAGUGAAGCGGGGAGACUUCCUGGACCUGUUGCUAGAACAGCGGGAGGAGCAGAGCAACUCGAACACCAAGACACCUAAGUACCCUAUAAAAGACUCGACGAUCGUCGCUCAGUCCGUCCUAUUCCUUAUCGUGGGUCAUGACACUACAGCCGGCACCAUGGCCUUCGUCUCCUACUACCUGGCCCGCAACCCACACCUCCAGCACCGACUUCGUCAGGAACUGAGGGACAUAGUGGAAGUUCGAACAUUCACCUUACCGGACGUGACGUCCUUCACACACCAGUUCCUCCCAGACCGAUUCUUGCCCGAGAACAAUCACAAUGUGAUCAGCGGCACCUACCUUCCCUUCGGUCUUGGACCCAGAAACUGCAUCGGAAUGAGGUUCGCCUUCAUGGAGGCCAAGUUGGCAUUGGCUAAGGUGAUCUUGAAGUUUGAGAUGUCUCUGGCGCCUGGCCAUGAAGAAUUGAAAUUGUCCGUGGUGGCCAUGAAACCCACAGAUGACAUCAUGCUCGUGUUCAAGUCACUCGAAGACGAACAAUAA